Penaeus indicus is the source of this 2910-nucleotide messenger RNA. RefSeq lists its product as uncharacterized. The record is from RefSeq and is a predicted model, not a curated record. Bases 82 to 2910 code for a protein of 942 amino acids. Lineage: Eukaryota; Metazoa; Arthropoda; Malacostraca; Decapoda; Penaeidae. The transcript has 14 exons.
GGAGCCACAUCUACGGUAUCUGUGAGCAGUGAGGUAACCCUGAACAAGCUGCACAUCUUGUCAGUGGGGACACAGCACCUUAUGUUCUCACUGUGGCUGGAUCCUGUCAAAGACUGCUUACAAGUGUGCAUUUCACGAGAAGUUGAUGGGGAGAGUGUGCUCCUAAGCCAAGGUGUUGUGGUCCGGGCAGGAAUAUGUGAUGGAGAUUGGCAUCACCUUGCCUUUUGUGUCCCUACAAUCAAUGUUCGCAGAGGCGGGUCUUUAAAGGUGACAAUAUUCCUGGACUCCUUGACAUGCCAUUCAGUGUCUCUGAUGGUACCUCCUGUUGGCUCCAUCAAGAAGAGUUCACCAUCAUACCUUUUACUUGGACACACAGACUAUUAUUCAGCUGAGGGUCCUCAGAUGUGCCAGUCAGUGGAUGAACUGGACCCCCUCAGCCUGCACAGGACACGAAGAGGGAGUCUGUGCUACAGUCAUUCCCAUAAACUCCUCAUGGCCAACACAUUCCUAUUUCGUGAGCCCAUUUUGAGCCGCGAAUUGUGUCUUUAUCUCAUCGCCCUCGGAAAGGACUGCACGAGUCUGCUCCCACUUACUUCCAAGGAUGAAAGGGUGUUGCUGAUGCCCUUCAUCACACCCAAGCUUCUGACAACAGGCAUGGACCUGUCUGUGAUAUAUGGACGUAUGGAGUCUGUGAUAAGACCAGCGCAGGAGUGUUUACUGCUCCUCCACUCUGCUCAGGAGCCUUCAGAGUUCUUGUGCUAUAAGCCACAUGUUCCUACACUGCAAGACUUCGGGACCCACUACCCAACAUGUUCCACACAAACGGCUGUCAUGUUUGGUGAUUUGAACCCUGUGAGAAAUCAAGGCCCGGAUUUAGCACUGCUGCAGAUGGGUGGGAUAGCCCAUCUUGUUUAUCUGUGUGCAAGGGGUCCUCAGAUGUGCCAGUCAGUGGAUGAACUGGACCCCCUCAGCCUGCACAGGACACGAAGAGGGAGUCUGUGCUACAGUCAUUCCCAUAAACUCCUCAUGGCCAACACAUUCCUAUUUCGUGAGCCCAUUUUGAGCCGCGAAUUGUGUCUUUAUCUCAUCGCCCUCGGAAAGGACUGCACGAGUCUGCUCCCACUUACUUCCAAGGAUGAAAGGGUGUUGCUGAUGCCCUUCAUCACACCCAAGCUUCUGACAACAGGCAUGGACCUGUCUGUGAUAUAUGGACGUAUGGAGUCUGUGAUAAGACCAGCGCAGGAGUGUUUACUGCUCCUCCACUCUGCUCAGGAGCCUUCAGAGUUCUUGUGCUAUAAGCCACAUGUUCCUACACUGCAAGACUUCGGGACCCACUACCCAACAUGUUCCACACAAACGGCUGUCAUGUUUGGUGAUUUGAACCCUGUGAGAAAUCAAGGCCCGGAUUUAGCACUGCUGCAGAUGGGUGGGAUAGCCCAUCUUGUCUAUCUGUGUGCAAGGAUGGUUGAAGUGAAAGGAGAAGAAAGAGAACAAGCUGAGGCUCUCACACUUCUCUUGCAAGCAGUUCACACUUCUCCUCACUUGGCUGCCCAGUACGCGGGGAUCCGAGGCAAUUCUCUCAUCUUCCGCAUUCUGAUGUCUCCCCUUGCAUCUCCAGGCGUGCAGGUCAUUAAGGCUCUGCUUGAUGGUUGUACUUAUCCGAGUGUCGUGCAGUACUUAGCGUGCCGUGAUGUGUACACCAUCGCCCCACAUGUACCAGCAAUGCUAGUUGACAGGGAGCUUAUGGAUUCCCUCAUUAGCAACUGGAAGACUUUCCUUGGGAAUUGUUCUGAGAAACAGACAACAAAGUACUGUGUGGAUGAGAAUGGGGACAGGAUAAGUGUACUAGGGAUAUUGCUGUCAGUGCUGAAGGUGCUGGUGGCAGAGAACCAACCAUAUCGAGACUUUAAUCUCUCUCAGUUGAGGGACAUUGAUGCUUUGGACAAGAUUCUCUUCAUGUGCAAGGAACUAGAACUAACAACGGGUUCUCUGGAUGGCCUGUGUUCAGCUGACUUGGUGGUGAGUGUUGUAACAGGCCUGGUAGGAGGACUGGGACCUGGGUCUUGGAGAAAUGCAGCCACAGGUCACGCACAUGGGUUUUCUGCCCAGGACUCGUAUUCCUCAGGCUUUUGCUCAGGUCCUUCGGGAGUUGGCAUGGCAGCUACGCCCACAGGGAUUACCUCAUUUGGGAUUGGGUCACCUGGAGUCCGUGUAAGAGAUGUGGCAGCUGUCUAUGGUUUCUUGCUGCUUUCACAUCCGGCCCACCUUACUUACGCAGCUACAGAGCAACAUACUGCAUACUAUUUGCCACAAGUUCCAUCUUCAACCAACAGUAGACAAGGAUCCCUUGUGGCUAUUGGGGUCGAUCUGGCAGCUGAGAUAAAUGACGUUCCCAGGCCAAGUCAAGAAAGCCAACGCCAAACUGGUGAUUGGAUUGUGAUUGGCACUAAAGAUUCAGUGCUGAAGCCGCAGUCAGUAAAAAGUCAAAAGAAGAGAGACCCUGAGUCCCCCAACAAGAGCACUUCUCCAAGCUCAGGAGAGGAAGAGAAUACAGACGUAGUGGACAGUGUGAGCAACAGUGAGACCGCCAGCGAUGCAACCAUGCCGGAGGUUGAGGAUCAAGUGGAUGGUGAGGUGAUCCGGGAGAUUGAAACCACUCUCUCGACAGUCAUUCCAGUGGGAGAAGUUGCGCUUGCCAAAGAGGAAGAAGAACAGGAUGUAGAUGAUGGGAGUUGCUUGACGAAGGCGAAAAGCAAGGACAUAGAAGUUGAAAUGGGUGAGGAGAAGAGUGAGAAGGAGGCAGAGACGUCAGAUGAGCAGAGCCAGUACAGCAGCCCAGAGGAGUCAUCUAGGAGCGAGGAAACAGAAACAGAUGAUAGGUAUUCUGGGCAAGACAAGUCGUUGGACUGA